Molecule: messenger RNA, 363 nt
Organism: Brassica rapa (field mustard)
Lineage: Eukaryota; Viridiplantae; Streptophyta; Magnoliopsida; Brassicales; Brassicaceae
Source: RefSeq, a predicted model, not a curated record
AUGACGAGACGAGAAGCUGAAGCUUGGUCGGAGAUGGAGGCAGUAGCUAGGAAGAUGGUGGAAGAGGUUGAAACAGAGAGCAGCGGAUCAUCUGAAGCUGAGACUGAGUCUCCAAGAUCUGUCGGACGUUGGGGAGCAGCUCCUACGGUCACGGGGAAGACGGCUAAGGAGCGAGUACACAGCCAGGUUUUGAAGAUCAGGGAGGAAGAUCUCUGUGUUCUCGUGGAAGCCAGAGCUGCGAGUCUAGAGAAUAGACGAUACGUUCAUCAUCCACCUCGUCUCGGUCUGUUCCUGAUCUCGAGGCCGAGUCUGCCAUGUUCACCUCUUAGUGGAAAAGUGAGAUCCGUUAACGCUGUCCAGUGA